GCCGGGCCGCCGGCCAUGCCGCCGGCUCAUGCAUCUUUUACCUGCGGCACGCGCGGCUUUUGGUGCCGGCGGCAGUUUGCUUGCGGCUUCGAUACGGAGUGGUAGUGUUGUCGUAUUCAUUUAAAUAACAAAAUGACAGAAUUUAACUGGGAUGAUAGUGCUGUACUUUUAUUAAUAGAAAAGUAUCAAGAAAAUGAACUAUUGUGGAACCCAAGGCAUAUGGAUUUCAAGAAUCGCAACAAAAGAAACGAUGCUGUUAGGGAUAUUGCUUCUGUGUUCAACAUAGCAUCAACAGAAAUUGAGAGAAAACUGAAGAAUUUAUCUAGCCAUUAUUUUCGAGAAAAACGCAAAUUUGAAGAAUCUAAAAGGAGUGGAUCUGGACGGGAUGAUGUUCAAUUGCCGAAAUGGUUUGCUUAUAAGGCGUUAUCAUUUCUUAAUGACAAGAAUGCACCGGUACCGACUCUGAACAGCCACACACCUAGUUCUUCUCAAGAUAAUAUCACUCCCCAGACUACGCUACCUUCGACAAGGACUUCACGAAAGCGAAAUAUAGAGAGAGAACCUGAAGUUGAUGAAGCUUUGCAAUUACUGAGGGAGAUCACGUCUAAUGCAAGGCAACGCGAUGAUGCUGCUAUAUUUGCAGACUAUAUAAGUAGCAAGUUGAGGAAGAUGGAUCAUUACACGAUGUGUACAGUACAACAUCAAAUCCAGAAUAUUAUCUAUGAAGCAGAAAUGAGAAUGGGUUCGAUGAAUUUUGAUACUAGUAAUACUACUCAGCCUCUUCGUUAUCAAAAUGUUCGUCCAGGAUACUUCACCGGCCAACCUACAACGUUAGCAAUGUCACCGUCGCCCUCAACUUCGCGCUCUUACUCUGUUCAAUCAGACUAUGAAAUGCAAAAUAGCCCAGAUGUCAAUACAAGUGACAGUCUGUUACAAGUCUUGGAAAAUAAUUUAACCAAAUAAUUUAACCGAAAAUAGUGUAAUAGAUUAAAAUAAGGUUACAUAUUAAAAUGACG
Molecule: messenger RNA, 1016 nt
Organism: Pararge aegeria (speckled wood butterfly)
Lineage: Eukaryota; Metazoa; Arthropoda; Insecta; Lepidoptera; Nymphalidae
Exons: 2
Coding region: 133-963 (276 amino acids)
Source: RefSeq, a predicted model, not a curated record